Molecule: messenger RNA, 666 nt
Organism: Cylas formicarius (sweet potato weevil)
Lineage: Eukaryota; Metazoa; Arthropoda; Insecta; Coleoptera; Brentidae
Product: translation machinery-associated protein 16 homolog
Exons: 4
Coding region: 88-603 (171 amino acids)
Cellular component (GO): nucleus
Source: RefSeq, a predicted model, not a curated record
GUGGGAACUAAAAUAACCCUCCCCAUUGACGUGAAUUUGAACAAGUGACAUCUGAAAAUCAUUUUUCCAUGCCAUUAAUCUCCCAUAAUGCCGAAAUUGAAGCAAAUCGAGAAAUGCAAACAUCCCAACAGCAGACGAACAAAAGCCUUGGUCAAACGUCUUAAAAAGCAAACCGCUCGGGACAAAUCGAAAUUGUCGGGAUUGUUGAAGCAAAAUCUCCUCGGCGAGAAACUAUUAUGGUUUCGCGACAAUUUGCCAGAUAAAGAAGUUUGUUCGGCUGGGGAUAUCGAGUUGGCAAUUUUACAAUAUCUCGCGCGAUUCGACGCAGAAUUGGAGCAAAUAAAAAUUAAACAUUCGAUUGGGCAAAGAAGAAACAGACAGCACGCAAGCAGAGAGGACAUUAUAAAUAUGACGAUAAAGAAUGAGCGGGAGGAGUUCAAGACUUGCGGCAUCGAGUUGCCAGAUUUGCUGAGUAGCCUUCAAUUUCGCAUGCUGAAAGAAUGGACCGGAGAACUGAGAUUUCUACAAAACUUCAAGCUUAGACGUUUCAAUAUGAAUAACCUCAAAGAUUGGAAGAACAAAAAUGACAAAAUGUCCAACUGAUCAGUGCUUAUUGUUAUCGACGGAGUUUAAUUUCAAUAAAAAUCUUUUGUUUUAUUUUAAUAA